Penaeus monodon (black tiger shrimp) is the source of this 1806-nucleotide messenger RNA. RefSeq names its product cell wall protein DAN4-like. NCBI's taxonomy places the organism in Eukaryota, Metazoa, Arthropoda, Malacostraca, Decapoda, Penaeidae. The record is from RefSeq and is a predicted model, not a curated record. Bases 120 to 1787 code for a protein of 555 amino acids. The transcript is spliced from 5 exons.
UUCCAGUUGCAUCCAUCUGCUUCUCGGGCGUGGGAACCGCGGGAAGCCCGGAUCCCGCUCCACUGACAGCGCAUGCUGUUUCGAAGCCAAGCACCGAGUUCGACCAUGCUGCACGCAGGAUGCCACGGUCAGCAUUUUUGAUAGCAGGAUCCGCUUCCACAGCCUCAGAAGUUAGUAGUGCAGGAACGACUACGGAAAAGACGACUUCAGAAGCAACCAAAGGACUAACUCCUGAUAUUAUAAGUACUUAUGCAACCCCCAAAAAUACCCAUCCUGGCUCAGCCUCGGUACCUUCUACCACAGGAUUAACAUCAACCGCAGUUACAGGCUCACCCACACCUAUUCCUCCAUCCAGCUUGAGCUUCAUGUCAACUGCCACGACUUCAGAAUUUACCUCUCCAGACACAACUCCGGAAAUUAUCAGUACAGAUACAGCUCUACAAACUACCGCUACGUAUACAUUUACAACAACUACCACUACAUUCACAAGACAAGUACAUACUACUGCAGGCACAACUUCAGAAACUAGCACACUAAAAACAACUACACCAGAAUCAACCAGAGGAACUAGCACUACAAGCACAAGCCCAGAAACUAGCACAGAAUCAACCCCAGGAGCUAACACUACAAGCCCAGAAACUUUCACAGAGUUAACUCCAGAAACUAGCACUGAAUCAACCCCAGGAGCUAAUACUACAAGCACAAGCCCAGAUACUAGCACAGGAUUAAUUUCAGGAACUAGCACUAUAAGCACAAGCCCAGAAGCUAACACACAAUCAACCCCAGGAGCUAACCCUAAAAGCACAAGCCCAGAAACUAGCACUGAAUCAACCCCAGGAACUAGCACUACAAGCACAAGCUCAGAAACUAUCAUUGAAUCAACCCCAGGAACUAGCACUACAAGCACAAGCCCAGUAAUUAGCACAGCGUCAACCCCAGGAACUAGCACUACAAGCACAAGCUCAGAAACUAUCAUUGAAUCAACCCCAGGAACUAGCACUACAAGCACAAGCCCAGUAAUUAGCACAGCGUCAACCCCAGCCACUAGCACUACAAGCACAAGCCCAGAAAUUAGUACACCAGAAUCAACUCCAACUGCCACAGAAACUAGCACAAGCACGUCAGCCACGGUAUCACCAACGAUUACUAGCUUUCCAACCACGUGUUCUCUUGACCCAGACAACACCACGAUUGAAGCUAAAAUAACAUUACCGCGCACCUUGGUCGUCGCCUGGGGUAAUUCAACACCGCCGAUCGUCACAGUCUGCCUGCAGCAAGACUGCAGAACCACUUCUGAUUCAUCAGUGCAGUUCGACGGGGUCCCAGUAGGCUUGUCGCUCCUUCUCACAGUCACUGGGACCGAUUUCUACGACUGCGUGGAGCUCUUUGUCCCGUGGCAAUUCAGAAUCGGCUUCGCAGCGCACAAUCUCACCCUGGAUUGGAUUAACUACAGCCCUCGUCUACUGAAUGUGUGCGUGGCCACAGACAUAGGAUAUUUCCCCUCGCAUUCGUCCUGGAUCUACUGCACAGAAACCUGGAGUUCCAGAGUCUGGAUUUCUAACCUCGAACCAGACACUCCCUUCUGGGUCAGAGUGGGCGAGGCAACCGUGUUUCAUGUAACGACACCUCCUAUUGCUAAGUACAGAAGCCUUGCAUUCCGCUGCCACGAAACCGGCGUGUGUGCGAGCGGCGAAUGUCGCCCCGUCUCCGACGGCCUCCUGCUGGCGCUGGACUUCGCCUCCCAGGUGCCCGCAUCAUACCCUUACACCUGCGUCGAUAAAGGUUAGACCGAAGGGGGACACACCC